AUGGCUAGAACCAUUAGAGCACCCAAACACGUGGUCCAGCAAUGCACGCCACUCCCUCUCUUCUCGGUCUUCCUCGUCGCGCUCUGCUUCGCCGCUUCGAACCUGCCCCCCGCGAGCUCGGCGGACUCGUGCAGCAACGGCCUCAGCCUCGGCAGCCUCGUCCCCUUCAACACCACCGGCCUCACCUGCUUCCAAGCAUGGCCCUCGCAGGACUUCGUCCUAAGAUUCGGCAAGGCGGCGCCGGGGAGCAACGCGUGGAGCUUCGUGCUGUCGGCGCCGGACAACGGCGGGUACAUCUCCAUCGGCUUCUCGCCCACGGGUCGGAUGGUGGGGAGCAGCGCCGUGGCCGGGUGGGUGACGGCCGCCGGCGCGGGCUCCGCGAGGCAGUACUACCUCGGCGGGACCACCUCCAGGUCGUGCCCGCCGGACCAGGGCAAGCUGACGCUCGCGAGCGGCGCCGCGGCGCCGACCGUCGUGUCCAAGGGGUCCCGGCUCUACCUCGCGUUCCAGCUCGCCGGGCAGCCGCUCACUGACAUCGUCUACGCCGUGGGCCCUAGCGGCACCUUGCCGGGGUCGAACGGGCUGCUGCCGCAGCACCAGGACAUGGCGGCCGGCACCAUCAGCCUGUCCGGCGGCACCAGUGGCGGCGGCAGCCCUGCUACCGGCGGCGGUGAUGACGACGACGAUGGCGGAGAGGGCGGCGAAGGGAAGGGCAAGAGUAAUCGCUCAGGAGAGGGCAGCGGUGACGGUGGCGAAGACGGUGACGAGGGGAAGGGACAGAGGCGCACGUCCUCAGCCUCAGCAUCCAGCAGCUCGGGCGGCGCCUUCCAGAGCGCGGCGCGGCGGCACGGCGUGCUCGCGCUCGUCAGCUGGGGCGUGAUGGUGCCGGCGGGCGUGGCGCUCGCGCGCUUCUUCAAGCGGUUCGAUCCGUUCUGGUUCUACGCGCACGUCGUCGCGCAGGGCCUCGGGUUCCUGCUCGGCGUGGUGGCCGUGGUCGCCGGUUUCAGGCUCGACGACGACGAGGGCCCCGUCAUCACCCACAAGGCCAUUGGCGUCGCCGUCCUCGUCUGCGCCUUCCUGCAGGUGAUGGCGUUGCUGGCGAGGCCGGCCAAGGAGACCAAGGCCAGCAGGUACUGGAACUGGUACCACCACAACGUGGGCAGGGUGGCCGUCGUGCUCGGCGUCGCCAAUAUCUUCUACGGCCUCUCGUUGGCCAACGAACGGCAGGAGUGGAGCUACGUGUAUGGCAUUUUCAUCGGGGUCUUCGCGGUGGUUUACCUUGUGCUCGAGGAAUGGAGACGUAGGCAUUGA
Messenger RNA from Miscanthus lutarioriparius, 1311 nucleotides. Lineage: Eukaryota; Viridiplantae; Streptophyta; Magnoliopsida; Poales; Poaceae. The record is from the annotation of a GenBank genome assembly.